AUGCAAGAGUUAUUAGGAGCCUUAAUGAAGUACAAUCUGGUCAGCCUGCAUCUGAGGGCCUCCUACACCUACCUCUCUGGGCUUUAUUUCAACCUGGACAACGUGGCUCUGGAGGGCAUGGGCCACUUCUUCCGCAAGUUGGCCAAGGAGAAGCAAGAGGGUACGGAGCGGCUCUUGAAGAUGCAAAGCCAGUGUGCGAGCGAGGAGCGGGCUGGCAGCUACUCAGCAGAAGGAGGUGAACUUCUUCCCCGUCGCUCGCCUCGCCGGCUCCCGGAGCAGCAGCAUCGCAAGGAUGUGAAUAGGCAGAGCGACCGUGACCAAGAAGGCAGCCACCCAAAGGCAGGGAGGAGCGUGGGGCUUCGUCCGGGCUUCACUCCGUCGCAACAUUUAAUCCACAGUCCGGUGUCGGUUGCAACUUUUCAAGGUCAGCCACCGGGAGCGGAGAGCCCCUCUCGGAACCUUGGGGACGCGCAGCGCUCGGCUUGGAUUUGGCUGAGAAAUGCACCGGACGCCGGACGAGGCAGGAUCGUAGCGCCGGAGGGUGGUGACCCCCAAAGCCCACCCCCCAAGCUCCCGGUCAGCUCCCGUCCCCCGCUCGCCGGGCGGGGGCUCCUGCUCCAGCUCCAGCUCCUGCUCCUGCUCCUGCUCAAGGUGUCUGCCUCUGCUGCUCGCGGGUCCGCCCCUGCGCCCAGGAACGAAACUUGUCUGGGGGAAAGCUGCUCCCCUGCAUGGAACCAGCGUCGCCGCCGGGACGCCUGGGGACCGGGUGCGUCGGCGGCGGAGCCCUCGGGACCUCCAGCCAGACCACCUGGCGCCUGGAGGUGGAGAGGUGCCGGGGAUCCGGAGCCCCCUGGACCUUUGGGGAGAGGGAACCCCGCUGGUCUCCAGCUCUUCCUUCAGACCUCGGAGGAAAAGGAGGAGGGUCCUAGAGGGGCUGGCAUUUUCGGGCGCAGCCAGGAGCCCGGUGUGAGGACGGAGCCCGGCGCCAGCGACCUUUAUUACUGGCCGAGGAGAGCCGGGAGACACCAGGGUUCCCACCGCGACUCCCCCGCCAAGACGGGCAAUGGACCACUGGGGCACGAAGGGCGGAUGAUUGCACCCCCCGGAAGGGCGCUGGCUCAGAAUGGGUCCUCGGGGGAAGGGGUCCACGAAGGCGAGGAUCCCCGCCCGCGAAACAGCACAAACCGGCGCUUGCGACUGAAGAACCCUUUCUACCCGCUGACCCAGGAGUCGUACGGAGCCUACGCGGUCAUGUGUUUGUCGGUGGUGAUCUUCGGGACCGGCAUCAUUGGCAACCUGGCGGUGAUGUGCAUUGUGUGUCAUAACUACUACAUGCGGAGCAUCUCCAACUCCCUCUUGGCCAACCUGGCCUUCUGGGACUUCCUCAUCAUCUUCUUCUGCCUCCCACUCGUCAUCUUUCACGAGCUGACGAAGAAGUGGCUGCUGGAAGAUUUCUCCUGCAAGAUUGUGCCCUACAUCGAGGUUGCUUCGCUGGGAGUCACGACCUUCACCUUAUGUGCUCUGUGUAUAGACCGCUUCCGGGCGGCCACCAACGUGCAGAUGUACUAUGAGAUGAUCGAGAACUGUUCUUCCACCACCGCCAAGCUGGCUGUCAUAUGGGUGGGCGCGCUCCUGUUAGCGCUUCCCGAGGUGGUCCUUCGCCAGCUGAGCAAGGAGGACGUGGGCUUCAGCGGCCGCGCCCCGGCGGAACGCUGUGUCAUCAAGAUCUCCCCCGACCUGCCCGACACCAUCUACGUCUUAGCCCUCACCUACGACGGCGCGAGGCUCUGGUGGUACUUCGGCUGCUACUUCUGUUUGCCCACGCUGUUCACCAUCACCUGCUCCUUGGUGACGGCGCGGAAAAUCCGCCAGGCGGAGAAAGCCUGCACGCGCGGGAACAAGCGGCAGAUCCAGCUCGAGAGCCAGAUGAACUGCACGGUGGUGGCUCUGACCAUCUUGUACGGCUUCUGCAUCAUCCCCGAGAACAUCUACAACAUCGUGACCGCCUACAUGGCGACCGGGGUUUCCCAGCAGACCAUGGACCUGCUGCACAUCAUCAGCCAGUUCCUGCUGUUCUUCAAGUCCUGCGUCACCCCGGUCAUCCUCUUCUGCCUGUGCAGACCCUUCAGCCGGGCCUUCCUGGAGUGCUGCUGCUGCUGCUGCGAGGAGUGCGCCCACAAGUCCUCCGCCGCCGCCAGCGACGACAACGACAACGAGUACACCACCGAGCUGGAGCUGUCCCCGUUCAGCACCAUCCGCCGCGAGAUGUCCACCUUCGCUUCUGUCGGAACUCACUGCUGAAGGACGCUGGGUCUGGUCUGAUUUUUAUUUUAUUUUUUAUUUUCCUACCCUGGGAAAGUUUUUACUUCCUAUUUUUUUCCUGACCGGGAAAGAAAUGCAGACAAAAAGAGAGAGAACUAUUAACUACUGUAGAACUGAUUUUGCAAAUUAAUAUUUGUGCUUGGAAAAGAAAAAAGGUUUAUAUUUAGUUAUUGAAGAAGUCCGAGGAGGCCAAUAGUUUUAGAUAAUUUUAUCUGGUAUGGUGCUAAUAUUUUCUUGAAAAAAAAAAAGUUCUCGCACCCUAAUGAAUUGCUAAUUUUCUUUCUUUUCAAAAUAUAAUCGCUGUAUGUUGAUGAUAGCCAUGUGCUUUUGUAGGUUAUAUUAUGUUUGAGUUGUAAUUGAAAGUAUAUUGUAUAUAUAUCAUGAGAUGAUUUGUAGAUAAGAGACAUUCACAAAGUAGCACCAAAUAAAUGACACUUUAUUCUUUAA
Myotis brandtii (Brandt's bat) is the source of this 2769-nucleotide messenger RNA. It is a transcript of the gene GPR37, whose product is annotated as G protein-coupled receptor 37 (endothelin receptor type B-like). NCBI's taxonomy places the organism in Eukaryota, Metazoa, Chordata, Mammalia, Chiroptera, Vespertilionidae. Gene Ontology annotation, molecular function: G protein-coupled peptide receptor activity; prosaposin receptor activity. Gene Ontology annotation, cellular component: plasma membrane; signaling receptor complex. Bases 1 to 2301 code for a protein of 766 amino acids. The transcript has 5 exons. Gene Ontology annotation, biological process: positive regulation of MAPK cascade; adenylate cyclase-inhibiting G protein-coupled receptor signaling pathway. The record is from RefSeq and is a predicted model, not a curated record.